AUGAUCGGGCUGAUGCUGGGGACCUGCGUCGCCUUCUACGUGGUCAUCGGUGACCUGGGGUCCAGCUUCUUUGCUCGGCUCUUCGGGUUCCAGGGUGCCCCCAGCUGGCCGCAGGUGGGUGCCUGCUGCGGGGACCUGCCCCCACCGGCCUCUGGGCCCUCUGCAGGCAGGGCCUACUACCGUGUGAGGGGCGUGUCCUCGCGGUUCCUGGGGCCGCAUGGGCCAGCGCAGCCCCCCGACUUCCUGAUGCUCUUCGAGGACAGCCCAAGCGGGAAGAAGAGGGAGGACGACGCCGGCCCCCUGACGGCCCACAACCUGGAGAGACUGGGGCAGCUGAGCACGCCCCCCGGCCCGCCCGCGGACGGGGCGCUGCUCUCCGAGGCCAAGCUGCAGAGCAUCGUGAGCUUCCUGGACGAGAUGGAGAAGUCAGGGCCCGACUGGCCGGCCCCAGCGCCCCAGGCGCAGCAGCGGGACCUCGCGGGCCGGAGGCUGGAGGAGGCCGAGAGGGUCCUGCGCCGGCAGCUGCGCCGGCAGCGGGAGCACUACGAGGCUGCUGUCCAGCGGCACCUGUCCUUCAUCGACCAGCUGAUUGAAGACAAGAAGGCGCUGAGCGGGAAGUGCGAGGCCCUGCUGGCACAGCUGGCGCAGGGGGACCGGAGGCACCAGCAGCAGCUGGCGCAGGUGCAGGAGCAGCACCAGCUGGAGAUUCAGAAGCUCAAGGAGCUGAUGAGCGCGGCGGAGAAGGCCCGCCGGGAGAGGUGGAUCAGCGAGAAAACGCGCAAGAUCAAGGAGGUCACGCCCCGCGCGCAGGUGAGCGAGAAGCUGACCGCGGAGCGGGCCGGCCUGGCCCAGCAGCUCCGGCAGGAGUUCGCUGACCGGCUGGCGGCCUCCGAGGAGGAGACCCGGCAGGCCAGGGCCGAGCUGGCCGAGCUGCAGGCCCGGCAGCGGGUGGAGCUGGAGCAGCUGACGCGGGAGAAGCAGGCGGAGCUGGGGGCCGUGCACCGGAGGGUGAAGCUGGCCCUGGCCAAGAAGGAGGAGGCCGUGAGCAGCCUGCGCCGGCAGCAUGAGGCCGCCAUGAAGAGGGCUGACCACUUGGAGGAGCUGCUGGAGCAGCGCAGGCGAGCACUGCCCAGCGCCAAGUGACUGCAGCGUGGGACCCGCCAUGUGCCCUGCUGCUGGGGGCCCAGGCAGGCCCUCCCCGGCCACGGGCCCUCCGCGGAGGCCACGGCUUCGCAGAGCUCUAGCAGUAAAGAAGGGUGUUUCUCA
This is a messenger RNA of Condylura cristata (star-nosed mole), 1266 nucleotides long. RefSeq names its product centrosomal protein 131kDa (gene CEP131). Gene Ontology annotation, biological process: intraciliary transport involved in cilium assembly; cilium assembly; regulation of centrosome duplication. Lineage: Eukaryota; Metazoa; Chordata; Mammalia; Eulipotyphla; Talpidae. The record is from RefSeq and is a predicted model, not a curated record. Bases 1 to 1143 code for a protein of 380 amino acids. The transcript has 11 exons. Gene Ontology annotation, cellular component: centriolar satellite.